AUGAAGGACUUGUUUUUACCCUACCUUGUGAUGGUGCUCCUUUUCUUCUUGCUGUGGAUCACCCUGUUUAUUCUGCCCACAGGAAGUGCCACUUUGCCCGUAGUCGCUUUCCCAUUUGAAGAUUUUUACGUAGACUCUAAUCACAUCGCUCACACACUGGGCAGGAGGGAACAAACCCUCAUCUUCUACCUUGGAUUAGUAAUUGCUGCUCUGGGAAGCGGAGGUAUUCGUGCCAUUGUGUGCCCGCUGGCAGCAUACAGCCUGCAGGAUAGGCAACAAAAGGAUCUGAUGUCAUUUUUCAACUGGUUUAACUGGCUGGUUAACCUUAACUCUUUAGUUGUGUUUGUGGGAAUCUCGUACAUCCAGCAGUCAGUUGCUAAAAACCUGGGCUUUCUUAUUCCUUUUAUGUCGGUCGUGAUGAGUUUAAUAACCAUCCACAUGGUGAGAAAUGACCUCAUAUUCCAGCCCCGGAAAGAUGUCUCACUCCGAGUCAUAUUUGGUGUCUUGCUGAAUGCGUUGAGAAUGUGCUGUAUUAACAACCGUCACCUUGGCGGGCGAGUCACCACCUGGUUAGAUCGCGCUAAAGAAAAUAAUGGUGGCUGGUUCAGUGAGUUACAUGUGGAGAAUACAAAGGCCGUCAGCAGACUCUUCCCCUUCUUUGCUUUCCAAAUCGUUUAUAGGAUUGGAACAACUCAGACAUCAUCAGGAUACUUCAUUCAAUCAAUGAACUCGAAUCUGAGUCUGAGCGGGAUUCUCUUGCCCAUUGCGGCCAUGCAAGUCAUCAGUAUCCUCCCUCUGCUCAUUGCUGCUCCCUGCUGGGCCUACGUCAGCACCUACCUCUGCAAAGGAAGUCACACAGUCUCUCCACCUACAGCAAUAGUCAGUGGCCAUAUCUGUGCUGUCCUGUCCUUGCUGGUUGCUGGCAUCUAUGAGAGCUACAGGAAGUCCUUCCCACUGGUGGAGCAGACUCUUGCAGGGAAAGUGCUUCCAGUGUCUGUAAUGCCUUGUUUCCAACUUGCCCCACAGUAUGCUCUGCUCGGACUGGCGGAGGCAGUAGUCACACCAUUCUGUUCAUUUAUGAUCUUCAGACUCACUCCAAGUCGAAUAAGAAGCACCUCCACGCAUAUCUUGACUCUAUUUAACGCGGUCGCUUGCUUUCUCGGGGCCUUGUUGGUUGAAAUUGUGUUUUUAUUAUCACAAGGUAACUGGUACCCAGAAUUCUUAGCAGAAGGUCAUCUAGAACGAUUUUUUUUCUUUCUCUCGUCGGUUUUGCUCAUUAAUACCAUCGGCUUCUGCAGAGCACUGAAAAGGACACGACAUAUAUAUACAAACAAACGGCUAGAUUUAGAGUUUUGUGGGUACAACAUGGGGGAUAUGGAAAAAGACCCCCUCUUUAAAGGCAGUGUCCUGGAGGAGAAGUUACUACAACAUGAGAAGUCCCUGAUGUUUUAUGAAAGUACUAUAUGCUGUUCACCUCCUCGUUCUCCUAUGGAGACAGCUGUGUAAGGACUAGAUCACGAGUGGAGCGCUGUUACACGCCAGCGAUAAUAUGUAAUAUUUUAUAUGUGCGCUACCCCAAAUGUGUUAAACUGAGAAACCUGAUUCGCAAUUAAAAAAUAAAAUUUAUGCUUACCUGAUAAA
Molecule: messenger RNA, 1641 nt
Organism: Bombina bombina (fire-bellied toad)
Lineage: Eukaryota; Metazoa; Chordata; Amphibia; Anura; Bombinatoridae
Gene: SLC15A5
Product: solute carrier family 15 member 5
Exons: 9
Coding region: 1-1506 (501 amino acids)
Biological process (GO): transmembrane transport
Cellular component (GO): membrane
Molecular function (GO): transmembrane transporter activity
Source: RefSeq, a predicted model, not a curated record